Rosa rugosa (rugosa rose) is the source of this 1404-nucleotide messenger RNA. RefSeq lists its product as uncharacterized. Gene Ontology annotation, cellular component: extracellular region. Lineage: Eukaryota; Viridiplantae; Streptophyta; Magnoliopsida; Rosales; Rosaceae. The coding region runs from base 1 to 1404 and encodes 467 amino acids. The record is from RefSeq and is a predicted model, not a curated record. The transcript has a single exon.
AUGUCGUUCCUAUUACCACCCACUAUUGCGCUCAGCUCAGUCUUCUUCUUCAGAUUCGACGACCCCUACUUGAACUACAGGAAUGAUUCUGAUUCUGAGACGCGUGGCUUUCUCAGAGUCAAUGGAUCGAAUGUCUUCAGCCCAUUAGCAAAGUUCGAAGUGGUGACGGCCAAUACUGGGAUGGGACUAGUACAUAUCAGAUGCUCUCAGAGCAGAAAGUUCCUGCGAAGGAGAUUUGAGAGUGAUGUGCACCUUACUCCGGAGGCUGAUGAAUCAGAGGAGGACCAAUCCAAAUGGUCGUGUACAUUAUUUGAGCCUCAAGUAGCUGAAGAUGGCAACCCCGACAGAGCCCGGUUGUUCCAUGUCCAAUCAAAACAAUAUGCAACGGCAUGGGACAUAGGUGGAGCAGUAAGGGUCUUGAGAUUAUAUGGAGAGCAGCAUGGUCAGAAUAUCUUCGAUAUCAUCGACUUGGAGUCAUUGGUGAUAUUGCCAAAGCAUGUGGCUUUCAAAGGCGACAACGACAAUUACCUUAUGGCGGAAGCUACGACGACGUCGAACCCGACCUUCUCGUCCACUGACAAAGGGAUGCCUGAGUCAUGGUUCGAGGUCUCCACCGAUGGCCAUGGUAGGGUGCAAAUCAAGUCGUUCGACACCAACAGGUACCUGAGGAACGACGCUGGCCGCAACUGGAUUUUGGCUGACUCAGCCGGCAACGCCACCGACCUGACCACCUUGUUUUGUCCAGUCAAGGUCGACACUAGUACGGUCGCUCUCAAAAGCUUGAGCAACGACAGAUUUUGCUCCCGAUACACUGACCUUGGUGUAACAAAUGGUCUGAACGCAAGGCUGACCAGUAUUACAGUACACUCACGCAUGGCGCUGGAAGAGCUUGUUCUCUCUAGGAUAAUCUACAAUGCCGAUUUUGACCUCGCCAAUGCCAUAAUCUACGGCGAGACCCCGGUCACUAUGGCCACCGCAAACGCCAGCAACAACACCUCAGCAGACAACACUGUGGAAUUCAAGUUCGCGUACACGGAGAGUAAGAGCAGCACAUGGAGCUCCAGCCACUCGUGGAUGGUGGGCGUGAGUGUCACCGCCAGCUUAACAAUUCCAUUCGGGCUCGGUGGUAUUGAAACUACAUAUUCCGGGGAGUAUAACGGAUCCUACGAAUGGGGAGAAACAAUUACAACCGAAAACACAUUGGAGACUAUGUACACCGCCACUGUGCCGGCAAACACUUCUAUAUCUGUGAGCCUGAUGGCGACCAAGGGAUAUUCCGACGUGCCUUACUCUUAUUAUCAGCGCGACGUGCUUUAUAACUGUAAAACUGUUGUCUAUAAGAAGGAUGAUGGGCUGUACACGGGAAUAAAUUCAUACAACUUCCACUACGUGGUUACAAUGUAA